Messenger RNA from Nipponia nippon (crested ibis), 2505 nucleotides. NCBI's taxonomy places the organism in Eukaryota, Metazoa, Chordata, Aves, Pelecaniformes, Threskiornithidae. The record is from RefSeq and is a predicted model, not a curated record.
AUGGCUGGUUUGAAGAUUUGGACUGUUUUGCUGGUUAUGCUAUACCAUUUCUGUCAAAGAUGUACCCCAAGUGGAAUUUCAACACAUGUUGAAAUAGCACAUAGAGCUCUGGAAUUUUUCACUAAGCGCGAAGGGAAUAUUAAUUAUAGACAGUUAUUACUAAACCACCAAGAUGCAUUUCAGGCUGGGAGCAUUUAUCCUGAUGCCUUUUAUCCUUCAAUCUGCAAAAGUGGAGUAUUCCAUGAUGUGUCUGAAGACACUCACUGGUCACCAUUUCUCAGUACAAGCAUUCACUACAUCAGAAGGAAUUAUCCUCAGCCUUGGGAAGAGGCUACAGAGAAGCUGGUGGCUUUCCUGUUUGGAAUUGCCUCACAUAUGGUGGCAGAUGUUAGCUGGCAUAGCCUGGGCAUCGACCAAGGAUUUCUAAAGGCCAUGGGAGAAAUUGAUUUUCAUGGUUCAUACUCAGAAGCUCACAAUGUUGGCGAUUUUGGAGGAGAUGUACUGAGUCAGUUUGAGCUGGACUUCAGUUAUCUGGCAUCAAAUUGGUAUGUACCUGUCAAAGACCUAGCAGCUAUCUAUAAGGAGUUUUAUGGAAGAGAGAUCAUAACUGAAAGCACAAUUACUGACUGUACUUACCUGCUGUAUCUUGAACUACAUGGAGAAAGGCUUGCUGUUGCCAAGCUUUUUCCAACAUAUGCUAGCAAAUCUCCAUUUCUGGUGGAGAAGUUCCACGAGUAUUUCCUCGGAGGAGUGGAUGACAUGGCGUUCUGGACAAACAAUAUUUUUGAGCUGACAAGCCAUAUGCUGGAUAAUGGAACCAGUGGCUGCUUCCUGCCUGAGAACCCUCUGUUUAUAAACUGCACAAGGGAGCACAAGGACACCUAUGUAAACAAACAAACAAAAAAUGAACGUGACAAGAAUACAGCUUCUUUGCUUACAAAAACACUUGAAAAGAAUAUAAAUUAUACCGAGAGAGGAGUUCACUUCAACAUACAAUCUUGGGCAACAAAUUCCCUCCACUUGAUAAACCGUGCUUUUGCAACCAAUGUCUGGAGAGCGUUAGCAGCUACACGUCAAAAAUCUUCUAAGUACAUCUCCAAGCCAGCAGCUUCAUAUUUUCUGACUUCACCCUAUGCUAGACUUGGAUGGGCAAUGAUCUCAGCUGACCUAAACCAGGACGGAUAUGAAGAUCUGGUGGUUGGAGCACCAGGAUACAGCACGCUGGGCCGUGUUCAGAUAGGACGGGUGUAUGUGGUCUAUGGCAACCAGUCAGGUUUGCCACCAGAGGACAUGGAUCUAGAUGAGAAAGCUGACCAAGUACUACAGGGUCAUCAGCCUUCAGGAAGAUUUGGUUCUGCCUUGGCAGUCCUGGACUUCAAUGAGGAUGGAGUGCCAGAUCUGGCAGUUGGAGCACCUUCUGUGGGAUCUCAGUUUCUUACUUACAAAGGUGCUGUGUAUGUCUAUUUUGGCACUGAGGGAAGAAGCUUGGCAUCUCAACCAAACGUUACCCUAACAUGUCAGUAUUCCUACUGUAAUCUUGGUUGGUCCCUCCUGGCAGCUGAUGUUGAUGGGGAUGGAAAUGCUGAUCUGGUUGUGGGCUCUCCCUAUGCACCUGGUGGUGGGCAACAGAGAGGAUUUGUGGUUGCAUUUUACUCUUAUUUCAACAGGAGUGACCAAGGACUUCUGUCAGUGGAGGAUGCCAACUGGAUGGUGAAGGGGGAAGAAAACUAUGCUUGGUUUGGAUUUUCCCUUGACAGCUGCCAGCUGGAGAACGUAACAUUGCUGCUGAUUGGUAGCCCUACGUGGAAGGGUUGUGCUGGGUGUGUUGUACAUGACAGGGAUGUCAGACAGAGCGUUGGGAAGGUGUAUGGGUAUAACCCACCAAGCACAACGGUCUGGUUUGCAGUAACUGGAGACAAGGCAAUGGGCAGGAUGGGUUUGUCUCUGGCCAGUGGUGUGAUGUCUGUGGCUGGGAUCACAAGGACAGUUUUGGUGGUGGGUGCACCUACUGCAGAUAGCCUGUCUAGGGUUUCAUUUAUAUCCUCAGUGCUGCACCAAGCUGGACUGGCUCUAGUAUACGAUCUGACAGACAGCACCAAACCUUCUUUGCUCAGCACAUUCAGUGGGGACAGGAGCUUUUCUCACUUUGGAGGAGAUAUAUACUUAAGUGACUUGGAUAAUGAUGGACUAGAUGAAAUGAUUGUGACAUCCCCACUGCGAACUAACGAUAUCACAAUACUGUUUGGUGGGGCAGCUGGCCGUGUUUACAUUUACAACGGAAAGCAGGCAUCCUCAGGGAAUGUGACAGGCCACUGCAAAUCAUGGAUAUCUCCCUGUCCUGAGGACUGGGCACAGUAUGUCCUGAUUUCUCCUGAGGAACUGUCAAGAUUUGGGAGUUCCAUUAUCACUGUGAAAUCUGAAAGAAAGAAAGAAGUUGUCGUGGCAGCAGAGAGAAGUUCGGCAAAAGCUCGACUUGGUGGAAGGCUUUUUGUCUACUCGCUCUAA